Cyprinus carpio (common carp) is the source of this 2705-nucleotide messenger RNA. Its product is annotated as leukotriene B4 receptor 1-like. Gene Ontology annotation, molecular function: complement receptor activity; G protein-coupled receptor activity. NCBI's taxonomy places the organism in Eukaryota, Metazoa, Chordata, Actinopteri, Cypriniformes, Cyprinidae. The record is from RefSeq and is a predicted model, not a curated record. The transcript has 5 exons. Bases 728 to 1570 code for a protein of 280 amino acids. Gene Ontology annotation, cellular component: plasma membrane. Gene Ontology annotation, biological process: positive regulation of cytosolic calcium ion concentration; complement receptor mediated signaling pathway; inflammatory response.
AGGAAACAAAUCCACUGAGCAAGAAAGCCAAGGAAAAUAAACCAGACAGUGUGAUGACUCCAUCCCCUUUGUUUCAUAGGGACAGUUGGCCAGCAGGAGGCACCAAGGCAAAAUUUGAUUUAUCUGUGACUUGUAAGUCAAUCAUAUUAACACACUGACAUCAGUGAGACACUUACCAGUCACCAGUCAGUCAUCAUUGCAGACGACCCCAAAAGGUGUGGUUGUAAAAAAUCCCAUGGAGAGUAGAUGUUUGACUUUGGUGUCCUGGCCAAACUAACCUUUGGUUUCGGUGCAAGUAUCCACACAAAUGCUAUAAAAAAUGUAAGGAAGCUAUUAUACCACUCCUUUCCCUUCCUCUGUUAUUUUUUAUGUUUUUUUAUAUCCCUCAUCUGAUACAGAUGUGUUCAAGUCACUUGUGUGUAACAUGUUAGUGGCUCUUUGACAGAUGGCUGGCAUUGAAUUUGUUUGCUAUGAUGGGCAUGUCUAGUCGAACAGGAAACAAGCUGAGAUAACGAUCACAUUAAGCAGUCUCCGCUCUGCACUUUGGUAAAAUAUCAUUUUGGUAGCUCAUCUGAAAGGCUAUCAAUGUGUGCCUGUGCUAAUGCACAAUAAAUAGUUCUGUGUUUAUUGAUGUUUCUGCUGGUGCCAUUUUGGAGUCGAGAGUUUCUCAGACCGAGUCUUGUUCUCUAAGAAGAAACCACUCUCCUCUCGCACUCCAUCUCAUACCAUGUCAGUCCACUUUCUCACCAAUACCACCGACUCUGGGACAAACAAUAUCACAGCCGUGAGAAAUAGUGCUGUAUCAGUUUCAGGGGCUCUGAUCCUCUGCCUUUUUCUACCCAUUGGUGUUUCUGGAAACCUCUUGAUCAUUUGGAGUAUCCUGGCUCGAACCCGUCACCGUUCCAUCACAACCCUCCUGAUCCUAAACCUCGCCUUUGCAGAUGGAUUCGUGAUGCUUUUGAUGCCUUUUUUCAUUGUUUAUUGGUUCAAACGCAACUGGAUUUUUACCCUGCCACUGUGCAAGAUUCUGCUGUACCUCUGCAGUGCCAACAUGUACGCUUCAAUAUUUUUGAUAACUCUAAUGAGUUUGCACAGGAUGGUGGCUGUGGUGUGGUGGAACCAUGCUGGUGUCCUGACAGAGCGGAGGGCGAUUAUUCGGGUGUUGGUGGGACUGUGGAUUUUUGCUCUCGGCAUAUCAGUACCCAACCCUGUUUUCUACACCACUUUCAGGAGUGAGCUAGAACCAACAUUUUUAAUGUGUUCUUGUAAACAUCCACAGCCACGACAUGUGAUACUGCAGCACUGUUUGGAAAUUGUGCUGGGUUUCUUGAUGCCGUAUGGGCUGAUCAUUAGCAGUUACAUGUGUAUCCUGUGCAGAAUUCGCAGGACGCGGUUUCGUCGGCACAUCCGAAGUGAGAAACUCAUCCUGGUGAUCGUCGUCAUCUUCGGCUUGACCUGGCUUCCUUUCCACAUCAUGAAUAUGUUGGAGAUUGCCGGGACUUUUUUCCCCAGAAGAUUCCCAUGCAAAAGCCAGACUAAAUCAAAUCCGGUUAUCAUUCCGAGGCUUUAGCUCCACUGUCACCUUCAUCAGCAGCUGCAUAAACCCUGUUCUCUACACCUUUGCUGGAAAGUCAUAUAUUAAACGUGAAGGUCUGGCCUUCAUGGCACGGCUCUUUGAAGGCUCAAGGAUCGAGUCCAUGAGAAAGAAUCGGCAGAAUCAGAAAACUCAAGAUUAAGAGAAGAAAGAGGUUGGUCAUCUAAAAGACAGAAUCUGAUUUCAAUAUUUGCUUUUAUGCAGAUUUGAGUAUUUGUGAAAUGGGAAGGGACACGUUUUUGGCUUGUUUUUGGGUCUUGGCAUUUUUCUUUAUACAUUUGUAUUAGGUUUGACUGAAUGAUGCUGUUACUGUCAACACUUUCUUCAAGAUAACUUUCAUGUUGUUUGAUCAUUUAUUAUAUAAUGCAAAGAAAUGUUUAAGUUUUGCUCAAGCGUCCAAAUAUUUUCGCGGGGUCACUGUAGAUCUCAAAGAGUUGGUUUAGGUUUUGUCCAGUAGAGGGCGCCACACAACAGAGAGACAAAAGCACAGACAACUCAGAAAGAGUCUAGUAGAGCAGUGGAAAUGGUUUUAAUUGUUAUGACAGAAAUGUCAAAAUUCAUUAGUUUUGUUUAUUGUUCUAGUUUUGAGCACAAACCUUACUAUAUUCUGUUGUUUAUGCUUGGAACUAUUUGCUAAUGACUUCAAAUAGUAUAACUUAUUUUGCUUCUUUGGUAAACUUAUCUUGUUUUAGUGAUGUUUAGACACUUUUGCAAACAUAACUGGCAAACAUGAAAGAAAAAAAAAAAGUUCCUGUGGUGCACACUGUAUGUUUGACAUACAGAUUGGCUAAGAGCACUUCUGUGACUUUCCCUGAGGAUUGUGUACAUAGAGGUGAAUGUGAUUUUGCCAAGUAGGACAUGUUUUAGAUCAACAUCCUUUUUGGUCCUGGAACAACAUCCCUAGGCAUGCGUUAAAAACGUUUGAUCAACUUAUCCUUUCUGAUUUUAGGGCUAGGUUAGUUGUUAUAGUUGGUUUGGUAUUCAGGUUAAGACUGUUUCUUUUACUGAAAUAUUUGUUCGUUUUGUUCUGAUAAAGAAGUUGUAUUUUAAAUUAUUCCCCGUGUAACAUUGUGUAAGAUUUUAGAAUGGAAGUUCACAAUUUGUUAAUAAA